This is a messenger RNA of Ochotona princeps (American pika), 409 nucleotides long. Its product is annotated as small ribosomal subunit protein eS12-like. Gene Ontology annotation, molecular function: structural constituent of ribosome. NCBI's taxonomy places the organism in Eukaryota, Metazoa, Chordata, Mammalia, Lagomorpha, Ochotonidae. Gene Ontology annotation, biological process: translation. The transcript has a single exon. The record is from RefSeq and is a predicted model, not a curated record. Bases 8 to 343 code for a protein of 111 amino acids. Gene Ontology annotation, cellular component: cytosolic small ribosomal subunit; ribosome.
CACCGCCAUGGCCGAGGCAGGCAUUGCUGCUGGAGGUGUAAGGGACAUGAACACUGCUUUACAAGAGGUGCUCAAGACCGCCCUCAUCCAUGACGGCCUUGCGCGUGGCAUCCAUGAAACCGCCAAAGCCUUAGACAAGCGCCAAGCCCACCUCUGUGUGCUGGCAUCCAACUGUGACGAGCCCAUGCAUGUCAAGUUAGUGGAGGACCUGUGUGCCCAACACCAGAUCAACCUCAUUAAGGUUGAUGACAACAAGAAACUUGGGGAAUGGGUAGGCCUCUGUAAAACUGACCGAGAGGGGAAACCCUGGAGAGUGGUUGGCUGCAGUUGCGUAGUCGUUUAGGACUAUGGCAAAGAAUCUCAAGCCAAAGAUGUCAUUGCAGAAUACUUGAAAUGCAAGCCAUGAACA